Molecule: messenger RNA, 1233 nt
Organism: Didymodactylos carnosus
Lineage: Eukaryota; Metazoa; Rotifera; Eurotatoria; Philodinida; Philodinidae
Source: the annotation of a GenBank genome assembly
UUUUUUACUUUCGAAACAUUUUUCUCGUUCGUUCAGUACUUGAUAAACUUUUGAAACAGUCAAUCUGGUAGAAUAAUGAUUUCUCCACAGACUGAGAUGUCUCCUAGCUCUUCACCAUGUUUUCUGAUAGAGUUAUGGUCAUUUUGUUGGAAGUACUGAACGAACGAGAAAAAUGUUUCGAAAGUAAAAAACUAAGGUUUUUUCAGAGUAAAGUAAUAAACUUUAAAAAAUUCGAAUCUGCUCAACGAAAGGCUUUGGAGAGUUGGAAGUGGUCUUCUUUUGUAGAGGACACGUUACUCUAUAAUGCACAAUAGUUAACUCAAAAAUAAAAAAUAUGUCUAAAAAAGGAGGGGUUACCGUUAAUUUUCUCUCACGGUACGCAACAGAAUUUGAUAAUAUAUACACCAUUGGAUCGAGGAAGUCUUCCUCUAGAAACCUACACAUAUCCCGUUUUGUGGUCAAAAUUCACCGUGAAAGUCAUAGUCGCCUUUUGGCUUGGAAUUUGUUGAUAAUUUUUUUGAAUGUCUGUAUACAUUGAUCCAUAAUAACGAUAAAACAAAACAAGAAGGCAGUCAUCGUGUAGCAGCAGAAAUUACUGCUGGAAUAAUAUGUGGCUCAAAAUAUUGGACAGUAAAUACGCUUGAUAAACUUUGGAACAAAUUGACACCAUUUUUAAAAGAAGUAUUUUCAAAUUUAUCACCAGAAACAUUGACAUAUUGGGGAACUUGUUUUAAAUUAGGCAUGGAAGACGAAGAUCCCCGUCGAAUGUACAAACCAAAUGAGUAUAUUCUUUCAUUAACUACUGAACAAACAUCGGCAAAUACAUUUAAUGGAACAUCAUGUUGGUAUUUUACACAGACAAUAUCCAAUUUUGAGUGGCGAGUAUCAACAGUUUGGAAAACAAUCAAUAAACACGCUACAGAAUUACUUGAUCAUCCAUUUAAAGCAGGUCGUGAACGUAUUGCAAAAACACCAUUAGCAAACGUAACCGGACAAGUUGUUGAAAUUGAUUUUGAGGGAAGAAAGGCUUUAAAUUUUAUUGAGACUGCAAUUCAACUAUUGACGCACAUGUUUAGUAGAUCUUUACAACCAGUGAAAGAGAGUAUUAUUCGAAUAUUUCCAUUGCUUUGUGAAGUUGAAAGUAUUGUAUCAAAUGAUGAAGUAAUUCGAAAAAAUUUGAUUGUUACUCGUUUAUGUAUUGCAAUGACCGAUGUGUUGCAGCCAUGUGAAUAA